This is a messenger RNA of Arachis stenosperma, 375 nucleotides long. Its product is annotated as deoxyuridine 5'-triphosphate nucleotidohydrolase-like. The transcript has 4 exons. Lineage: Eukaryota; Viridiplantae; Streptophyta; Magnoliopsida; Fabales; Fabaceae. Gene Ontology annotation, biological process: dUTP catabolic process; dUMP biosynthetic process. The record is from RefSeq and is a predicted model, not a curated record. Bases 1 to 375 code for a protein of 124 amino acids. Gene Ontology annotation, molecular function: dUTP diphosphatase activity; magnesium ion binding.
AUGGCAAUUUUUGUUGCUGCCGUAAUUGUCUUUGUAUAUUUUGGCGGUUCUGGUGAUUAUGGCAGUUUUGAACCGCCGUUUUCACACAAGCUCUCCGACAACACUGUUCUUCCCUCUAGGGUUUCUCCUCUCUCCGCCGAUUACGAUCUCUCCAGUGAUGUGGAGACGAAGAUUCCGACGAAAGGCAAGGCUCUGGUGGCUACUGACCUCAGCAUUUCAAUUCUAGAAGGCACCUAUGCCCGCAUUGCUCCACGAUCGGGUCUUCCGUUGAAGCAUUGGAUUGACGUUGGUGCGGGGGUGAUUGACGCCGAUUACAAAAGACCGAUUGGGAUGAUACUGUUCAACCAGUCGACGAUCUCAGGUCUUCUUUCGUAA